Messenger RNA from Pomacea canaliculata, 2452 nucleotides. RefSeq lists its product as uncharacterized. The transcript is spliced from 12 exons. Lineage: Eukaryota; Metazoa; Mollusca; Gastropoda; Architaenioglossa; Ampullariidae. Bases 204 to 1289 code for a protein of 361 amino acids. The record is from RefSeq and is a predicted model, not a curated record.
GGAUACAUACGUGACACUAACUCUGACAAAUAAAGCUUAAGCCUUUCUUCUUAGAACAUCGCAGCAUUACUAACUCUUGUAACCAGGAAGUAACUUGACUGUGGGAGACAAGUUUCUUAUAACUAUUGCUGCUAAAAGAAACAUCAGACGUCAAAAGAAUAAUCAGUGAUUGUAGACUCCCACAGUUAUGCUACAGUGUUGCAAUGGGAAGCCUUUCUAAGAUCGGUUGCAUAAUAAGGAAUCAAAAGGAUCCGUAUCAGUUCCAGUGCGUAUUUUCACAUGACCCAAAAGACAGACGAGACUUUUCUGUAUACUUCAAUCAUUUCGACGGAAAGCAAGACCUAAUGGUUCGUUGUGCACACAACGAAGGAUACGAAUGCACAGUCAGAAAUCAGGCUCUCGGUGUCACAGAAGAUUACAUCUCGGUGUCUGAAGCAUUUUCGGAACAAAACGGAAGUUUCGUUUGUCGGAAUGGAGGCCCACCAUUGGAAAAAUUUCCAUGUUUUUACUCAGGUAACAGUAUCAAGACUAAAGUGAAAUAUGGCACUACAGAAAAUGGAUCCGGCACAUUUCUUAAGCCUGAAGAUUAUGGAGCCAAAGAUAACAAUAAUGAAGUAAUUAUUGGAGCUUCUCUUGGAGUUGUGAUCAUAAUUCUGUGCCUAGUUAUCUUCUUUCUACUGUACAAGAUGUACAGAUCUGAAAAACGUCCCACGAGAAACAAAUCUGAAAGAGAAAAACCUUCUUCCAUCGAUGAUAAAUCAUUGGUAGCCACCAGUGCACCUCUCCUUGGGACACAUCAGAAUGAAGAGAGCUUUGGUGGAGACACCAUUGUACCUCUCUUUGAGACAAAUCAGAAUGAAGAGAGUCGUGACGGAGACACCGCUAAAACACAAAACUACUACCAAAUCAACAAAGACUACAGUUAUUGGUUACAGCUGGUCACUGCAUUCCUUCAUGUGAACGACAAUGAGGCCAUUAACGAGCUAUUAAACAACCUUACUAGGGACCAAGCGGAACCAGAUGGCAUUAACGAGGAAAUAAACCGCCUUACUAGUGGCCACUCGGAACCAAAUGAUUCGAAGAGCAUGACAACGAGCAUCAUGCGAGUACUGAAGUUGUCUAACUGGGAUGUAAGGGAACAGCACAUCAUAGAAAUAAGCAGGUCAGAUGCCAGCAAAGAAAUCGAAACACAGCCUGGACAUUUUUUACUGGAUGUCAGAACGGAUGGGAAAAUAAGGCUACAAGUUUGUUCGAAGACCAUGCGGACACCAACCAGAGUUGAUGAAUGAGACAAACAACAAUCAUUUCGAGCUGAUUUCAUUGGAACUAUUUUACCAGACAGUGAUGGAUUUUCGCGUAAAGGGUUUCAAAGGAAAAGCCUUGUGCGUGUUGUUUACUAGUCCAGGUGGAGUAUUGUACUUAAAAUUAUUGACCAAGUAUUUCUUUUGUAUCCAUGUGUGUCCAAGCUAGUGUGUUUAUGAAUGUCUUGAAGUGUACAUACUGUGAGGAGGUUUUAGCAAGUAUCUUUAAGAAUAAUUUAGCUAUUAACCUGGCAAAUGUUUGUACUAUUCUUGGCAUACAGGCAAAAGCUUGAGAAAGAGUAAUUACAAUCUUAUCAGUAAAUCUUAUCUUAGCAGACACUCAGUCAAAAACAUAUAUACCUACCUGAAAUACUUCAUGCAAAAACUAAAAAAUGGAAGUUAGAAAGAUGCUUAAGGAUUUUUAACACACUGCAGUUAAACUCCCACAUUCCUGAAUUUGUCAAAUAAUUAUGGAUUGCAUUGUGUAAUUUUGUCGCCGGAAAAUUGCGAAAAGAAACUGUUAUGGUGAAAUACGAAACUCACAACGGGUUAACUUCAUCAUUAUUAUUAUAGUCUGUAAAUAGAUGUUACAUGUUGCAUGUCUCUAUGUACCUGUUCUUAUAAUUCGAUGUGUUUAUAUUUUUGUCAAGAGCCAAGUCAAGAGAUACCUUUCCGUGUUGGGAUAAAUCUCUAUAAUUAUAAAUAAACUUUACUAUCAUUAAUGUACGUGUAGUCUAUUUUGUAUUUUUGCACAUUUAUAGCCUUUUCAUUUUGCUUAUAUUCAUAAACCUUUUAGAGACAUUUAUUUUUCACCGAGUGAUGUUACUUUGCCUUAACACCUUGAGGAAACUAAUUCCCUGUAUUUCUUUGGAUAUUUUUUGAAGCUAAAUUUGAUUUUAGAGUUCAUUGUUUGACCUGUCAUGAUUCUAGUGAUGUACUUGACUGUGUUUGUCGAUUGUGACAUUUUGUUUUAGUUCAACAAAGGGAUGAGAUGUGGCGCUAUAAAACAUUUGUGGCCUUACUGACAACGGGAUGACAUCUCCGUUUCUUUUUUCUUUAAUUGAAUUGUGUUACCCUUUGUGUAUGUAGUUUGAUCUGUUCUUCAUCUAUUAAAAUAAGCUGUUUUUAAUUAAAACCAUGUCCUGUUGUAA